This is a messenger RNA of Moesziomyces antarcticus, 3456 nucleotides long. RefSeq lists its product as uncharacterized. Bases 1 to 3456 code for a protein of 1151 amino acids. The transcript has a single exon. The record is from RefSeq and is a predicted model, not a curated record. Lineage: Eukaryota; Fungi; Basidiomycota; Ustilaginomycetes; Ustilaginales; Ustilaginaceae.
AUGUCAGCCGUCGCACCCAGGCCCAAUUCGGUCGCCAACUCCUUCUACGAAUCCGACGCUCGCCCCAGCUUCGAUGCUUCACGUCCACGCGAGUCUCUAGGCAAGAACUCCGGCCUGAUCCGCGCCAUCGGCCGAGAGCGAGAGGGUCUCGCCCCUUCCUACCGUCCCCCAAGCACAUGGACCCAGCGCUCCAGUCACCACGACGUCGUCUGGGCCGGCGAGCACGACAGUACCCUCGACCACCCCAACGACGACCAGUUCUCGGACGCCGAAAGCUGGGACGGCGAGACGCAAGCAAGCUCGCACGCCGCCACAAUCGGCGAACACGACGCAACAACCAGCGUCUAUGGCCACGUACGCCCCACCAGCAUCGGCAGCUCCAUCUUUGCCGGCCGCGGCGCGAAAUCCGAACGCAGGCGCAAAGAGGCUCCUCCACCCCUCCCUACCCUGCCACUCUCCGCUCAGCAUCAGCAUGCCAACCUCGCCUUUGGAGCAGACGCCGCCGGCCUGCUCAGCCCAUCCGCACAGAGCAUGCUCACGCCUCGGAGCGAUGCAAGUGGCUUCGAAGACACCAGCCAGUACAGCCCCAGCGUCCAUCAAGACCCCUUUGAAGCUGACGAGCUUUCUCACGGAUUCGACCUGCAGAAUGGCCAUAAGCGCACCCGCGCCCCGCAGCCAGCCGCUCAGAACGGCCAUGCAGAAGACCCAACCGCGACACAGCCAGUGCCUAACCGUGCCUCUUCACGCGCGCCGCCGCCCCUCCCUGUCAAGGCGGCCUCGAGAAGCAGCAACGAAUCGCUCCAUCGCGACCACUCCACCUCGGCAGACCUCACGCUGACCGACGGAACGCUUGCACUUCCCAAACGCAGUCCAGCCAGACUCGCCGAUGGCACGCUCGUGCCCAAGAUGCCCCCGGUCCCGCACACCAGCGACUUGAUGCAGCCCCGCAAGGCCAAAGCGCGUCGUGACCGCUCGCCCAUCCUCUCGUUCGACGGUGGCGCCGCAGAGGAGGAAAAGAUGCUCGUCGAGCUCCAAGACAGGCUCGCCAACGACGUCCGUCGCAUCAGCACGCUUGGGCCCAAGGUCAAGAAGAACGCUCCGGCUCCCUGGGAGCUUGGCGGUGACGAUGCAGUCACUGCAGCAGGACGACCGUCGCUGCGUGAAACGCUCCGCCCGAGUGCUGAGACGUUCGAGAAGCCCUUCUCCAGGUUCAAGACCAGACCCUCGGUAGAUCAUGCCCACUCCGGAGGUCGAAGCCCGAACACGGCCCACGCUCCGUCUACCCUUGCUCACAGCUCGAGCAAUGCCGACUCGCUCGAACAGGAGGCCAAGAAGGAAGAUGACGCCCAGUCGCUCUUCGCCACCCAGCGCUCGCGCUCCAAGAGCGUCUCGAGCAGCGCCGUCGGCAUGCUCAAAGGCCUCGGUCUCGCUGCGGCUGCCGCGCCCGCCUCCAAAAAGGGCAAGCUCACCAAGGCGUUGCGCCUCGUCGGUGGAGGAGGCUCUUCUGCCAACGACGAGCGUCGCCCUGCCUAUCCCGGCUCGGGCCCGUUCUCGGAGCACCCAGCAGGCGCCAACGUCAAUGCCUCUGGUGGUCAGCACGCAUCUUCGCUGGGCCUCGCCAAGCCGCAGGCGCUUGGCGAAUUGCCGCACAGUCGCUCGUCCAGGACUCUCAACAGCAACGGCCCCAGCGCAGUGCCCAGCAAAAGCACCGCCGAUCUCGCCAACAUCAUCAUGUCGGCCAACGCAAAGUACCGAGACCAGGCAUCGUCUCCACCCAUCCCCUCUCCCAAGCAUGCCAACGGAACUCUGCCUUCCCCGCUGUUGGGCGGCGCCCGCUCGUUGGGAUACAAGAAAGACACCCUGAGUCCGAUCCCGGGCAAUUCGUUCCUGACCGAGCACCGUCGUGGCUCGGGCUCUCUGGAGCAGACCAGGUCGCGCACGCCGCCAUCGCGCGACGCGAGUUCAAGGCAGCCGUCCGAGGCGAACAGCGACGUGGUCAUGGCGCGCAACAGCAGCAUCGAGAGCGAAGGCGCAUUUGCUUCGACCGUACCCGAGGGAGAGUCAACUCCCGUCGGCAAAGCGGCGGCAGCAGAGGUGUCUGCGGCUCGCGGCGCACCGGGCUCGCCUGUGGGCCCCAACGGCGGAGUGCUUUCUGCUUCGUCUAGCCAGACCUCGGGGAGCCUGCCACUGCCAGGCAACAUCGAAGGCGUGCCUUACAAGCUCAUUUCGCUCGAACAGGCCCGCGAGCAGGCGAGGCAGAAGCAGUCCGAGUGGCUCGCAUCGUCUGGCGCGGUAGGAGCGGGCAGGAACGCGGCCGAGUCCAUCCACGACGAGCACGCAAUGCACAGGGAUCCCUCGAGCGACGGACAGACCAACUCGCGCAUCCUCAAGAACAAGAAGAGCGGCUUCCUCAUGCGCAAGCUCAAGAAGGAGAAGGGCGUGAGCAUCGACCUCGACGGCGUUUCGACCUUCCCUCCUAGCGGCAGCAGCAGGGAUUUGAAUGCAUCUGCCAAGUCACCCAUGCCGUCCUUCUCCGUGACUGGGCUGGACGAGGAGAACGAUGCGCUCGGGCCGCUGGGUCUGAGCGAAAAGCCGGCGCUCCAGAUCCGACCUGUCUCGUCCAUGUUCUCGGGCUUUGCCGCCGACUUCCUCGACGCCUCGGCGCUCUCCGAGGGACAUCUGCGCGAGGCGUCCAACGGCUCGUCGACCAGCUCAACCGGACUGCUGGCGCCGCACAGCCCGGCGCCUUCUUCGUUCCGAACGCCGUCGCCCGUGCUCUCUGAUUCGGGUCGAUUCGCGCCCUCCUCGACGUCGCACAAGCCGCAGCUCGCUGACAUCCGACCGCCACCGCACGGCGCCAAGCUGCCCGGGCCGGCGGUGCCCGGAUCGGCGGACAGCACCUGGAGCGGCAACGGCGGCGCCUCGGGCGCGAGUCGACUGCCGAGUCUGGAUGCUGGAGGCAGCGUGUCGGACACGCAGUCGCAGUUCCACUCGCCUGCCACGUCGCCGCUCACGCCGUCGUUCCACCACUCUGUGCACCCGCCGAGCUCGAACGCGGCGACGACGCCGUUGCUCGGAUCGAGCGAGGCCGAGACGGCGCUGUCGGCGCCCGCCAGCCCGCAGAUCCCCGAGGAGGUGCGCCAGCGCGCGCGCGAGAUCGAGGCGCAGAUCCAGGAGCUCAGCAACGAGCUGCACGAGCUGCGCGUCAAGCAUGUCGGCCACGGCACUGCGCCCGUCUUCCGGCCCAGCGAGGCGGCCGACGGCGAGCGCAAGGAGCAUUGUGCUGUGGGCGCGUGUCCGUCGUGCGGCUGCGGGUGUGCUGAGCAGAGGAGGCUGCAGAGCAUCAACGAAGCGGCGGUGCUCAAGGGCAUCAGCGUGCUCGAUCGCGGCCGUGCGCUCAAGCCGAGCCAGAACAUGGGCAACACGGGCAAGUUUGGCGGAUACACCAACCGCUGA